Messenger RNA from Pristis pectinata (smalltooth sawfish), 4131 nucleotides. RefSeq lists its product as uncharacterized. The coding region runs from base 176 to 4003 and encodes 1275 amino acids. The transcript is spliced from 14 exons. The record is from RefSeq and is a predicted model, not a curated record. Gene Ontology annotation, molecular function: guanyl-nucleotide exchange factor activity; protein binding. Lineage: Eukaryota; Metazoa; Chordata; Chondrichthyes; Rhinopristiformes; Pristidae.
GUGGGCACAGCCGAGCCGAACUGAGCGUCGCCGGGGGGGAGGCCGGUGCACUCCGGGAUGCAGAGGACCAAAGGUUUCAUUGGUCGGGCUGUCAGUGCUCCAGAUUUGGUGUUCUGCUCUUGGACUUCAUGAGGAAACUGAUGUCAGAGCUUAUUUGGGAAAUCAUAGAUGGAAAAUGGCCAGAAAGUUUGGAACUUCUAUCAGUUGGCCUACAGAGGUAAUGACUCUUGAAUCCAAUGAAUUACUAAUGUCACACCAAAUAGAUGAAAAGAAAGAAAGUGAAACUAAAGUGGGGUUAACUAAUGAAAACGUCAAGGUCAAGCUGACCAGUAGCCUAAAUCCUUCCAGCGUUUAUUACAAUGGCAAUAUGAAAUCGUUGUGUAAUGGAUCUACAAAUGGGAGCAUUGAUAUCUUGUUAUCCAUGGGUAAUUCAGACUCUAGAAUGUUCCAAAAUUCAUCUCCACAGAAGGUAGAUAACUGUUGUGACCAUAGAGACAUCAAAGAGGAGGAAAAUGGGGAAGAUAGUAUGGGUCCUUCAAAAAUAAUGCAAAUAUUUUCAAGUCCUAGGAAGAAGGCCAAUUGGAGCUCUGAUAAUAGACCCUGUUCUGUGAUAACAAUGGGGACUUCUCCCACUUGGAAUGCCCUAUCGUCCUUAAGGAAAAUGGGUUCUUUCAAAAAAUUGAAAUCUUCAGUUUUCCAAGGAAUUCAAGCCAGAGAAAACUCUGAUGUUAUUAAUGUGGAAGAUUUUGAAACUGUGCACAAACAUAUGCAAAAUGGCCAUGGCAAGCAAAUGCAGAAUAGGUAUUCUUGCACAGAGACUUUACAGGACAUAUGUAGCUCUGUAGAGGACUUUGCCUCAGAAGGCUCAGAAACUGAAGAUGUUGAUGAAGCCUUUUUGCGCCACACUCAUCGAUCACGAAGCAUUAGACGUGCUUACAGGGUUGGACGGAUAAGUUUAAUAGACCGUGAUAAAUCAGCAAUUCAAGAGGACUCCUGCAGAGUUGUGUCCCUUGGGGUCCAAGAAUCAAACAUUAAUGACUCAAUAGCAACCAACUGUAAAAACCACAAAGUUAUUUAUAGAAGAAGCAAAAGUACUGAUAAUUUAAGCUUUUUCAAGAAAAGUUCAUUUAAGAGGAAAUCGGCCUCCAACCUCACAGAGUUAAAAGUAACCAAUGAAAAUGUAGGGCUGGAAAAGACUGUAAGCACUUCAGAAAACUAUGAGGAAGUCCAUGGCAGUGCCAAAACUCAAUCAAAACGUUGGAGGAGUCCAAUCAGGACGAAAGGUUUUGACAGAAUGCUAAGAUUAGUGAGUAACGUUACAGAUGCCGCAAGAAGGCGAGGGAGUCCCUCAAAGGAAAAUUCACCAUUAUGUGAACAAGGAAAUUUAACAGUUCGACCUAAUAGCAGGUUGCAUGAUGAUUAUUCUCGAAGAGUUUCUAGUGGUGCUGACAAUGAAAGACACAGAUACAAAUCCAGCUGGAAGAAAGAUUCUUCCUUUCUUGAACCCUGUAGUCCAUUCACUUCCACAAACAUUCCAACUACCACCAUGCACAUGGAGAAAUCAUUAUCCUCACCAGAGCUUAAAGCCAAUAGACCUUCCCAGUGUUUCAGCGUAGGUGUAACAAAUCCAAGCAAUCUGAUUACCUGUUCUCUCAUUAGUCCCACUACUAGUGAAGUUUUUUUUAAUAAUUCAAAUGAAUUGACUCAGUUCACAAUUAGAAAUGAACAGCCUGGUAUUGCUGACAGGCCAACUGCUUCUAAACCUCAGAGUCUUAGUGCUGAAAAGGUCAAACACAAUAUUACAUUCCAUUGUUCAAAUCAAUAUAGUACUUUGUCACUUAGCUCUAUGGACAGCGACGGACGAAUUGAAGGAAUUAUCCCAAAAGCUGGAAGAUGUCCUGUGUCAUUUCAGGAUCUGGUGCAAACAGUAUACUCUGGUAAUGAGGACAGUGGGAUAAGCAGCCAUUCACAGCUUAGUCUGAACACAGUUUCUGGAGUGGAUGAAAAGAAGGAAGAGGUCUCUUCUGAAGACCAGUUGAGAAAGCCAUUAUCUUCUCUGGAAGAAGAAAAGACGAACACACACAGAGCUGGUCAAAGAAGGUGGAACUGUGGGAAAGGCAGGCAGCGACAACGGCCGCUUUCAGACUAUGGCCAGUUUGCAACCAGAAAGUUUUCUAUCCCAGAGAAUGAUCUUCCUAUCCAACCCCCAGAAAUGGACUUUGCAGAUUGUGAAGGCAACACUGAGGCAUCUUGUGUUGAUUCCCAGACACAGAAAUAUACCACUAUUCAGCAACGUGGAAACGAAAAAAGGAGACCCAUCUCUGUAAUUGGUGGGUUUAAUAUCUAUGGAAGUAAUAAGUCUGAGGAAAUGGAGGACCUUUUUACAGUACAAUCAGUUCGACCGCCCAUCCCUUCACAUCAAGUGCCACCAUACAAAGCAGUGUCUGCCAGAAUUCGACCUUUAACCUUCUCCCACAGCACACCCAUUGGUUUAGAUCGGGUUGGACGCAGAAGACAAAUGAGGACAUCAAAUAUUUCUGCCGAUGGAGGCACAGAGUCUUCUGCGCUGGUUGAUGACAAUGGCAGUGAGGAGGAUUUAGCAUAUGGAGAAGUAAACCAUGCAAAUCCCAGAUACCUUCAGCCUGGUGGAGAACAACUUGCUGUAAAUGAGCUAAUAAGUGAUGGCCACGUUGUCUGUGCAGAGGCACUAUGGGAUCAUGUUACCAUGGAUGAUCAGGAGCUUGGAUUCAAAGCCGGAGAAGUCAUCCAAGUGCUUGAUGCCUCCAACAAGGAAUGGUGGUGGGGCAUGAUUGAUGACAAAGAAGCCUGGUUUCCUGCCAGCUUUGUUCGACUACGGGUGAACCAGGAGGAUGCCAUAGGUGAAUACGCUGGAAAGUUUCCAGAUGAGCACUUGGAUACCCACUGCAAUAAACAUCGCCUUCACAAAAAUGCAGAAAACCAAGAACAGAUGAGAACAAAUGUAAUCAAAGAGAUUAUGAAUACUGAACGGGUCUACAUCAAGCAUCUGAAAGACAUCUGUGAGGGGUAUAUUCGUCAGUGUCGCAAACAUACAGGGAUGUUUGCUGAAGCACAGUUGAUUACCAUUUUUGGGAACAUUGAAGAGAUUUACAAAUUCCAAAGAAAAUUUUUGAAGGAUUUGGAGAAACAGUUCAAUAAAAAUGAACCUCAUCUGAGUGAAAUAGGAUCCUGUUUCCUUCAACAUCAAGCUGAGUUUGGGAUAUACUCUGAAUAUUGCAAUAAUCAUCCCAGUGCAUGUCUUGAGCUUGCCAAACUAAUGAAGCAAAGUAAAUAUCGUCACUUUUUUGAGGCUUGUCGACUACUUCAACAGAUGAUUGACAUUGCAAUUGAUGGCUUUCUUCUGACUCCAGUCCAGAAGAUUUGUAAAUACCCACUACAGCUUGCUGAAUUACUCAAAUACACUACCCCAGAUCACAGUGAUUACAAAAGCAUCAGUGCUGCCUAUGAGGCCAUGAAGAAUGUAGCACAUCUGAUUAACGAACGCAAAAGGCGAUUAGAAAGUAUAGAUAAGAUUGCUCAGUGGCAAGUGUCCAUUAUAAACUGGGAGGGGCAAGAUGUUUUAACUAGAAGUUCAGAAUUAAUCCAUUCUGGAGAGUUGACCAAAAUCUCAAGCCAAGGAAAAAGCCAACAGAGGACUUUAUUUCUUUUUGACCAUCAAUUGUUCUUCUGUAAAAAAGAUAUGCUGAGACGAGAUAUGUUGUAUUACAAAGGCCACAUUGACAUGGAUGAGAUAAAAGCAGUGAAUGUUGAUGAUGGCAAAGACAAAGAUUUUAACAUUCACGUAAAAAAUGCCUUUAAAUUGAUGAGUAAAGCAACAGAGGAAGUCCACCUAUUUUGUGCCAAAAAGCCAGAAGACAAACAACGAUGGCUGCAGGCAUGUAUAGAUGAAAGGAAAAGAGUAGAAGAAGACAAAGAAAUGGACUCGAUGGGCCGAAUGGCCUACUUCUGCUUGCUUGUCUUGUGAUCUUGUGAUUCAGCAGGAUAUAGACCAAUUGGAAAUGUGAGCAGAGAAAUAGCAGAUGGAGUUUAAUCUGGACAAGUGUGAAGUGUUGCACUUUGGGAGAUCAAAUGUAAGAGGAAAGUAGUACAUGA